Molecule: messenger RNA, 1827 nt
Organism: Dendronephthya gigantea
Lineage: Eukaryota; Metazoa; Cnidaria; Anthozoa; Malacalcyonacea; Nephtheidae
Product: ethanolamine-phosphate phospho-lyase-like
Exons: 12
Coding region: 29-1411 (460 amino acids)
Cellular component (GO): mitochondrion
Molecular function (GO): pyridoxal phosphate binding; transaminase activity
Source: RefSeq, a predicted model, not a curated record
GUCGCUAAAUUCUCGGAAAUGUGGUGGUAUGGUGGUGGUGGAAAUAAUGACCAACACAAACUCAUCAAUAGGACCUGAGGAAUGCAAAGAAGCACUCCCAAGAGAUGAAACUAUCAGACUAAGACAUGAUUUAAUUGGCAAAGCUUGUGCAAUUCAUUAUCAGGAUGACCCUAUGAAGAUAGUCAGAGGUCUUGGCACAUAUUUAUAUGAUGAGCAAGGCAAUAGAUAUCUAGAUUGUGUCAAUAAUGUUACACAUGUUGGCCACUGUCAUCCACAUGUAAUAAGAGCGUGCGACAACCAGAUGAAACAACUCAACACAAACAAUCGAUUUCUACAUGACAGUAUUGUUCAAUAUGCUAAGAGAAUUCUUGCUAAAUUACCUGAAAAACUUAAAGUCUGCUUCUUCACUUGUACUGGAUCAGAGGCAAACGACCUCGCGUUACUAUUGGCUAAAAUGUAUACGGGACACGAGGACAUCGUUGUUUUAGACAAUGCAUACCACGGUCACACGAGUGCGUUAAUGGAAUUAUCUAUGUACAAACUAAAGCAGAUGAACAAAACUUGUGAUAAGGAUUACGUGCAUGUCGUCACAACCCCAGACCCCUACCGCGGCAAAUACCGAGGGUAUUCGGAAGAGACGGGCGUGAAAUAUGCUAAUGAAGUAAAGGAAACGGUGGAAAAUGCUCAAAAAAACGGCCGGAAGGUGGCUGCGUUUCUAGUCGAAUCAGCACAAGGAUGUGGAGGACAGAUUAUCUUUCCUGAUGGUUUUCUUAAACAUUCGUUCAAACAUAUUCGAGAGGCAGGGGGGGUUUGUAUCGCUGACGAAGUUCAGACAGGAUUUGGAAGGAUCGGUGAUAAUUUCUGGGUCUUUGAAGGACAAGAUGUUGUUCCUGAUAUUGUCACGAUGGGUAAACCUAUUGCAAAUGGUCAUCCCACUUCUCUCGUCGUAACUACACGAGAAAUAGCAGAUUCGUUCAGUUCGACUGGUGCAACGUACAUCAAUACGUAUGCUGGCAAUCCAGUAUCAUGCGAAGUCGCUCAUGCAGUGUUGGAUGUCAUUGAAGAAGAGGGGUUGCAAAAAAAUGCUUUGGAAGUUGGAAACUUCAUGUUAAAACAUCUCAAGGAAUUACAGAAAGUCCAUCCACUCAUAGGAGAUGUCAGAGGUAAGGGAUUCUACAUUGGGAUUGAACUCGUCACGGACAGAGAUAAGAAAAUUCCUGCAAAAACGGAGGCCUAUCAAGUGAAAACAAAACUGAAAGACAGGUAUAUAAUCCUGAGCGUUGAUGGUCCAGAUGAGAAUGUAUUAAAAUUCAAGCCACCAAUGUGCUUCAGCCGGAUGGACGGUGAAUUCUUAUUGAGUAACUUAAAUGAAGUAUUUAGUGAAGUUGAAGCCACGAUGAAGCGAUGUUAAAUUAUAGUGCAAAUGCAAAGUUUGGGUGCGAAGUUUUGUAAAAUACGGAAAAUAUAGCCAUGCGAAGAUGGCAUAUUUUGUAUACUUUGUAACUAGAUUAGUUACACACUCCGGCCGUAUUACAAAACCAUACAAAAUUCGUGAACUUCGCAUGGCUAUAUUUUCGGAAAUUUACAACAAUUCGCAGCCAAACUUGGCAGUUUUACUAAUUUUAGUAAGCUCUUUCAGACGCUCUAAUUUAGGUAAGCUCUAUCGCCGAGGUAAGAGAUUAAUUUAGACCCACACAAACAGGACGCGAUCACGCGAAUUGGCAACGCGACGCAAAUUUACUUUCUAAACGAUAUUUAUUUUCUGAAAUCAAAUAAAUUUUAAGCUAUCAUUAUAUUCUUGUAGAUUGCAUAUAAACAAUAAUAGAU